Molecule: messenger RNA, 842 nt
Organism: Hippocampus comes (tiger tail seahorse)
Lineage: Eukaryota; Metazoa; Chordata; Actinopteri; Syngnathiformes; Syngnathidae
Product: IDNK gluconokinase
Exons: 6
Coding region: 62-625 (187 amino acids)
Cellular component (GO): cytoplasm
Molecular function (GO): gluconokinase activity
Source: RefSeq, a predicted model, not a curated record
CGCAAUACGAACGAGACGUUUCAUUGGCUAUGCAUGCUAAGCAAAUGGUGCAGGUAUCAGGAUGAUCUACAUCAUCAUGGGAGUGUCAGGCUGUGGCAAAAGUUCUCUGGGGGGCUUCCUAUCAGAAAAGCUGGGGUGGCCUCUGCACGAAGGCGACAGCUUCCACCCAGAGGAGAAUGUGGCCAAGAUGGCUCGCGGAGAACCACUCACCGACCAGGAUAGAUAUCCCUGGCUUCUAAGACUACACGACGUCAUUGAAAGAGAAAGACGUUCCAGCUCUGAUGCACUGGUGGCGUGCUCUGCCCUCAAACGCCUCUACAGACUCAUCCUCCUCCACGGCUCCAAAGCCCUCCCUACCUCCACCUCCUCCACUCCACUUCCCCACUCUGUUCCCGGUGUCUUUUUUCUCUUUUUGCACGGAGAAUACGAGGUCAUCCGCAAGAGGAUGGUGGACCGCAGGGGACAUUUCAUGAAGGCAGACCUUCUGGCUUCCCAGUUUGAUGUCCUGGAGCUCCCAGUGGAAGGGCAGGAGGAGAACGUUGUACGUCUGGAUGUAAGCAGGAACAUCCCUGACAUGGCUAUGGAGGUGGAGAAGCACCUUAGCAGUCUCAAGUCUCCAAGGUGACGAUUAAAGAGACAGCAAAACGAAUCUCACCACUGUUGAUGUGACUUUUACCUAAUAUUGUGAACAACUUGUUUUUAUUCAGACACACACUCACUUCUGACAAACCUCUAUUUGGCAACCAUGUCAUGUUGUUUGACUUGUAUUCAAACCUCAUUCCAAAUAAAGGAGAGGGGCGGGGGUGAUCCUGAAGGCCCUGCUCUUAUCUCUCCUACCCAGA